Messenger RNA from Cariama cristata (Red-legged seriema), 633 nucleotides. RefSeq names its product citrate lyase beta like (gene CLYBL). The transcript is spliced from 4 exons. The annotation marks the transcript as partial. Gene Ontology annotation, molecular function: (S)-citramalyl-CoA lyase activity. The record is from RefSeq and is a predicted model, not a curated record. Lineage: Eukaryota; Metazoa; Chordata; Aves; Cariamiformes; Cariamidae. Gene Ontology annotation, biological process: regulation of cobalamin catabolic process.
CAGUUCACAAGCCGCAGAAGCACGUGCUGGGGGAUGGCAAAGACCCUACAAUUGGGGCAGGGCUGUGGUUGGAGUCCCCAGCCUCAAGUACCAUCUCCUGUGCCGUCCAGACCACGCAGAAGGAGAGACUGAAGGUGGAGCUGGGCUUACGGAGCACGCCAGUGUCUGUCCUGCGGGAGCGGGACAAGGACAGGAGAUCCAGCAGCAGCAGCACGAGAGAAGCAAGGCUGACUGUUGUGAAAACCCUUGAAGAGUUUGACUUUGGCCAUACCGAAAAGUGUGUUAGGAUAAACUCCGUGUCCAGCGGUCUUGCAGAAGAAGAUCUAGAGGUGCUUUUGCAGUCCCAGACCCUUCCUUCAAGCAUGAUGCUGCCAAAGGUUGAAAAUGUGGAAGAAAUGAGAUGGUUUUCAGACAAAUUCUUACAUCACCUAAAAGGCCGAACACUUGUAGAACCAAUGAAUUUUAUCCCCUUUGUGGAAACUGCAGUGGGCUUGCUCAAUUUUAAGGCUGUCUGCGAAGAAGCACUGAGAACAGGAUCCCAGGUUGGCUUUCAUUUGGACGCAGUCGUCUUUGGAGGAGAGGAUUUCCGUGCCAGCAUAGGUUGUUACCUGGGUGUUUACUAUAAAUGUGAAC